AUGGCCACAUUCACAUCGUUACGGCAUAUUUCUAAAAUUGCUUCGCGGCAUAAUUUCUUUGUAUCAUCAUCACCAUCAUUGUCCCUAUUACCAGCAUGCACAUCCUCAAUACGUAGCUUCCAGACGAAAGCUACCCCACCAGCGCGCAUCCCCGAAUUCGCAUUCGCAUUUGACAUCGAUGGGGUCCUCGUUCGUAGCUCCGACCCGCUCCCGCGCGCUCACCAAGCCCUUUCCUACCUCCAAUCCCACCGCAUCCCGUUCAUCCUGCUCACCAAUGGCGGCGGAAAGCACGAGGACGAGCGCGUCGCCGACCUGAGCUCCAAGCUCGAUGUCUCUCUGUCCACGAGCAUGUUUGUCCAGAGUCACACACCCUUCGCCGACAUGCACGAAUACAAAGACAAGACCGUCAUGGUCGUCGGCGGCGACGAAGACAGAUGCCGGAUCGUAGCCGAGAAAUACGGCUUCAAAACCGUCGUCACACCCGGCGACAUCCUCGCCGCCUACCCAGAAGUCUGGCCCUUCUCACAGCAACUACUCCCGUACUACAAGGGUUUCACGCGCGCGCUCCCCGCCCCAAUCGAUCCCACCUCGCCCUCCACCUCCCUCGAAAUCGACGCCGUCUUCGUCUUCAACGACCCCCGCGACUGGGGCCUCGACACGCAAAUCAUAAAAGAUGUGCUCCUCAGUGAGAAGGGCAUAAUGGGCACUUUCUCGAAGAAGAACGGGGAUGCGUCGCUGCCAAACAAAGGAUACCAGCAAGACGGCCAACCCCCGCUGUACUUCUCAAACCCAGACUUGCUGUGGGCAGCAAAAUACCACCUCCCACGGCUCGGCCAAGGCGGCUUCCGCGAGGCACUAGAAGGCGUCUGGGCCGCGAUAACAGGGGGCCCAUCCGCAGGCGUUACACUGCAAAAGAUCGUAAUGGGCAAGCCGCACCAACCUACCUACGCAUUCGCAGAGAAGCGCCUCAUAUCGCACCGACAGCACCUCCUCAAGCAAUUCGACGGCCGGUUAGGCCAUCUCAAGCGCGUGUACAUGGUAGGCGACAACCCCGAGAGCGACAUCCUCGGCGGAAACAGCUACGAGAGCCCGCAUGGCACGGAUUGGGCGAGCGUGCUGGUGCAGACGGGGGUUUACGUGGAGGGCACGGAGCCGGCGCACAAGCCGAGGAAGAUUGUGGGGGAUGUGUGGGAUGCGGUGGAGUGGGCUACUGAGCAGGAAGGGUGGAGUAAGUGA
This is a messenger RNA of Didymosphaeria variabile, 1236 nucleotides long. RefSeq lists its product as uncharacterized. Gene Ontology annotation, biological process: glycerophospholipid biosynthetic process. The transcript has 2 exons. Gene Ontology annotation, cellular component: mitochondrion. The coding region runs from base 1 to 1236 and encodes 411 amino acids. Lineage: Eukaryota; Fungi; Ascomycota; Dothideomycetes; Pleosporales; Didymosphaeriaceae. The record is from RefSeq and is a predicted model, not a curated record.